AUGGAUAGCCUGAUUGCUUCCUGUAAAGAGAGCGCAGUGCAGGGGAUGGAGUAUUUCUUGAGGAACUUUUCCUUCGUACCGGACGACAAGUUAACCUGGACGCCGACGCCAACGGCGAAGUCUGCAAUCCGGAUUGCCGCUCAUACCGCUCUUUACGCCGGAAGAUUCGCUCGCAUGAUCAAGGAACGAAAACUUCCGUCGAGUGACAACUUACUGGAGUGGUUGGCGCAAAGGAACGCGGAAGAAGCCGCAAUAACGAGCCGCACAGAGAUGGAAAGUAUAUUCCGGAAGGGUACCGAGGAGGUUAUUGCGGCAUUGGAUUCCGUUCCGCCGGAAGCGAUCAGAACUUCCCUAGAGAGCGGAUUGGGAUGGUCACUGCCUAUGACCGACCUGAUGAAUAUGCCUGGGUGGCAUGCCACGCUUCAUGCUGGGCAGAUCGAUUACCUCCAAACAUGCUGGGGCGAUCAGGAAGUGUAUGUUUGA
This is a messenger RNA of Bacidia gigantensis, 483 nucleotides long. RefSeq lists its product as uncharacterized. The coding region runs from base 1 to 483 and encodes 160 amino acids. The transcript has a single exon. The record is from RefSeq and is a predicted model, not a curated record. Lineage: Eukaryota; Fungi; Ascomycota; Lecanoromycetes; Lecanorales; Ramalinaceae.